Molecule: messenger RNA, 873 nt
Organism: Naegleria lovaniensis
Lineage: Eukaryota; Heterolobosea; Eutetramitea; Acrasida; Naegleriidae
Exons: 1
Coding region: 1-873 (290 amino acids)
Biological process (GO): endonucleolytic cleavage to generate mature 5'-end of SSU-rRNA from (SSU-rRNA, 5.8S rRNA, LSU-rRNA); endonucleolytic cleavage in 5'-ETS of tricistronic rRNA transcript (SSU-rRNA, 5.8S rRNA, LSU-rRNA); small-subunit processome assembly
Cellular component (GO): nucleolus
Molecular function (GO): RNA binding
Source: RefSeq, a predicted model, not a curated record
AUGCCCAAAAACGUUAUUCAAACACCGACAUUUACCAUCGUGGAAGAUAUUAGCAGCAGUGAGGAUGAAAGAGAGAACGAGGAACAUACUUCCGAUGAGGAGGAACGUAUUCAAAAAUUAUUAGAAGAGGCUUCCCGAAAAAAGAAGAGGAAAAAGGGUGAUGAUAGUAGUUCGGCAUUGGAAAGCAAGACAAAGAAGACGAAAUUGCCAUCUCUCAAUGUGAUGGACAAUUUUGAUGAUGAAGUCAAGAUUGGAGAAGUGAAAGUAGCAAAACCAAUUGAUUAUGAACAAUUGAAACAAUCGGAACAGACUAAAGGUGUAAUUUAUAUAUCGACUGAUUUCGGGAAAAACCCAGUGCCUCCAACAUUGAAAGAUGAAAAGGCUCUCCGCAAAAUGCUCGCAGAAUUUGGAACGGUGUCUAGAGUGGAGUCAAAGUAUGAAAGGAGAGGUUUACGACAUGUCAGAAUUGGAUUUUAUGUUGAAUUUGAGGAUAAGAAUAUUGCAAAAAGGGUAGCUCUCACACUGAAUGGAAGCACCGUUUCGAGGAGCGACAGCAGAGUGUACAGCGUCAAGUUUCUUUCUCAUUUUGAAUGGAGUGAAGUUGGAGAAGAGGAAGAGUUACAAAAGAUGAAACGAAAAUUAUUGAAAGUAGAAGCACAAACCGAGUUGCGAGCAAUCAAAGAGUUCAAAAAGAACAAGAAGUGGUCAGAGUCCAUCAAGAAUAAUAAGGCUCCAAAACCAAACUCCAAUUUCAGAUUCAACCAAAAGGCAGUAAUAAGACACGAUAACUCAACAACUUCACACAUUGACACACUAGAAAUUUUUGCAUCAAAGGAUGACACAAAGAAACAACCAGUGUACAAGAAAAACUGA